AUGAUUUUGAUAAUCACUUGUUAUAUACGAAUGAUGUCUUACAUUGAGGAGUGUAAAAAGGAUUUGCUUUCGUUGACCACCAAAAUUGAUGGACUCAUUGCCGUCAUUAUCACCGACAAAGAAGGCGUACCACUCAUUAAGGUGGUGAACGAUUCGAGUGACCCGAGUCUGACGGGUAGGCCAUCGUUGGUGUCGUCCAACUUCACCACAGGUGUAGAGCAGGCGAGUAAACUGGGCAUUGAAAAUAUAUAUAUCAUGUCUGCAAAUAUCUCAUCAAUCAAUGAGUCGAUGGACACGACGGGAACCCUUUCCACGUCCAUCAGUUUGACGACUAAAUUAUAUAAAAAACGUUAUUUUAUUUUACUAUUGUUUAUACUGUUGUCGAUGUCUAACGCGUUUCAAUGGAUUGAAUACGCGAUUAUCGAGAAUAUUGUCGUCAAAUAUUACGGGACGACAACCUUUUGGGUGAACUGCACUUCAGUAGUAUUUAUGGCCGCAUAUAUCGCUGGCAUACUUCCGGCCACUUUCCUUCUCGACACUAAAGGACUCCGAUUUUGCAUACUUUUUGGCUCUUUUGUCAAUUGUCUCGGCUCUUGGAUCAAGUGUUUUAGUGUGGAAACCGAUCGGUUUUAUGUGACAAUGAUUGGACAGAGUGUUGUGGCCGUCGCGCAACUCUUUAUCCUUAAUAUUCCUCCACUUUUGGCUGCGGUUUGGUUCUCGGAUAAGGAGGUGUCGCGCGCCACCGCUUACGGGGUAUUUGGCAAUCAAGUGGGCAUUGCUAUCGGAUUCUUCGUCCCCUCUCUAAUAGUGCCUAACUUUAGCAAUGAUAACGACUCGCACGACAUCACAACACUUUCCUCGACAACAGUUAUCGACAUAUCCGAUAAGAUCAUCGGCACCGCAGAGGUCGGGUCCGGUCUGCGGACACUGUUCUUCGGUGUGGCUAUAUUUACCACAUUGUUAUUCGUGUUGAUAGUGUUAUUCUUCAAAGACAAACCAGAUCUGCCUCCGAGCACAGCGCAGGCCAACGCACAGGCGGUCAACGAGAACUCAUCGUUUAUGGGUUCACUUAAAGCGUUGGCCACGAAUCCAAACUAUGUCCUCUUAUUCUUCACGUACGGCUUAAAUACCGGUGUAUUCUAUGCGGUGUCCACUGUAUUGAAUCAGAUGGUGACCGGAGCUCUGGGCGAGCACUACGUGAAAGAAGCGGGUUAUAUGGGCUUUACGUUAACUUUGGCCGGAAUUCUCGGUUCAAUCGUUUGCGGGUAUCUCUUAGACUGGACUAAACUAUUCAAACAGAUAACACUUGGCGUAUAUCUGCUAUCAUUGGUGGGAAUGAUUGCAUUUACAGUCACUCUACACUUCAAAUCUGUUUGGUGUAUGUUUUUGGUUUCGGCAAUUCUCGGCUUCUUUAUGACCGGAUAUCUACCGCUCGGCUUUGAAUUGGCCGCAGAAAUCAGUUACCCUCAGCCCGAAGGCACGUCCGCUGGACUAUUGAACGCAUCCGCACAGAUAUUUGGAGUGAUCUUCACAUUUGGUGGUUCAGCGAUCAUAGACUCGUACAACAGUUUAUCCGCAAACUUAGGUUUUGUGGGCGCUUUAGUCUUGGGAUCCGUACUCACGGUUCUCAUCAAAGCUGACCUCCGAAGACAGUCGGCCGAAAAGAACACAAAUAAUGCAAACAAUGAAACAAAACAAUUGAAUCAAAUUUGA
Medioppia subpectinata is the source of this 1713-nucleotide messenger RNA. The record is from the annotation of a GenBank genome assembly. Lineage: Eukaryota; Metazoa; Arthropoda; Arachnida; Sarcoptiformes; Oppiidae.